Paramecium pentaurelia is the source of this 2408-nucleotide messenger RNA. Lineage: Eukaryota; Ciliophora; Oligohymenophorea; Peniculida; Parameciidae. The record is from the annotation of a GenBank genome assembly.
AUGAGUUAAUUGGUUUCUUGUGGCAAAAGCAUUCUCAUACAUGAUUAAUCAAUGGACCCUAUUUUAAGAAUCAAUCCACAUAAAUCUAGCAUUAAUUGUUGUAUAUGGAAUCACAAUAGUAUCUAAAAUUUAUAUUUUAUAGAUUGUGUAAUAGCAAGUUGCGGCAAUGAUGGUGUUAUAAUUUUGAGUCGAGCAACUGAUGGUUAAUCACUUUUGCCUUUAGAGCAUAACGGAAAAGCAAUUAAUGCAAUUUCAUUCACAUCAAAUAGCCAAUAUUUAGCAAGUGGAGGUCAUGAUUCAAUUGUGCGGGUAUGGGAUUUGAAAAAGAAAACUAUUCAAAGUCAUCUUAAAGGACAUUAUUCUUAAAUUAAUUCUUUACAUUGGAAUUCUGCAGACACUCUAAUUGCAAGUGCCUCUAAUGUAGGUGAUAUUCUAGUCCAUGAUGUAAAUACAUAGAUAGCAGUAUCCACUUUCAAUUUAAAAGGAUCCAAAACACCUGGAUUUAAAGCAGUUAAAUUUAUGAGCAAAAAUCUCUUGUGUUCAGGUAGCAAUGAUGGAUCUGUAACAAUCUUUGAUCUAAAUAAAAAUGAAUAUCAUUGCAAUUUCUCAUCUUAACAUACAAGUAAAGUAACAGGAUUAAGUGUUACAUAAUCAUUAGUUUGUAGUGUUGGAACUGAUUAAAAAUGUUAUCUUUACAGCAUUGUUGAUAAGAAGGUUACACAUACUAUUGCAUGUGAAAAUCCAUUGAAUUCUGUUGCAAUGUAAAAUGAUGAUUAUUCUGUUACUGUUGGUACUCUGUAUGGAUAAAUUUAUGUUUAUGAUAUAAGAAUGACUUAAAAACCUAAAUUACAAUUUAGGGGACAUGACAACUCUAGUGUUAACUUUAUGGAAUAUCAAAAUAUUGAAACAUAAUCUCAAUAACCUCCGAUAUCAUAAAGAUUAUUGAAUGAAAGCAAUUUGAGUGUACAAUCAUAAUUAAAAAUCAAUUAAGCAAAAACUCCAACGAUUUAAGAAAUUAAGAAAGAUAGUAGCAAAGAUUUAAAUAUUUUGAGUAAUAAAGAAUCAAUGAUCAAGAUUGAAUAAUAAAAGCAAAUUUAGUAUGAUCAAUGUAAACUAAAUCCAAUUUAUUUAGGUAAUAGUCCAAUCUCGUGUCUAAUCAAGUUAGUAAUCUAAAUUUGAUUAAUCUACUAGUAAAAUUGAGGAUAUAUCUAGAAAAUAUGAGAUAAGCAGAGUAAUUGGAGGAUAAAAUGAGUAUUUUUAUUAUUCUUAUUGUAGUUUUACUGAUGAAUAAAAGAAAUUUAUACAGCAAUAAAUAAAUGAAUAAACAUAUUAAUUAAAAAAGAUUGUUUAAGAUAGUGUUAGUUCAAUGCAUAUUGACAUGAUUAGAUAAUUCUAAAUUUAAUAAAAUGAAAUGCAAUAACUCUUGGAUCAAUAUAUGAAAGAACAAAGUAAUCUAGUUUAGAGAAUCUCAUAAUUAGAACAAGAGAAUCAAUAAUUAAAAAGAUAAUCAUAUUGAAAUACAUUAAUAAUUUAUGUUAUAAGUUUAUCUUGUUAGAUAUGAUUGUUAUAAAAUACAGCAACUCAUUCCAAAUAGAAUCUUUUGCAUUCUAUUUUAUGCUAUAUGCAUUAUUGAUUUCAUCUUACUUCUAUUUUCAUGUUCCUUUUUUAUUCUACCUAUCUAAUAAGAAGACAUUGAAUAGCAAUUUAUAAUUGAGAAAGUAAUUUUUAACUAUUUUAUAUAGGAAACUAUUGAUUGGAGUUUGAAUUUGAAUUAAAAGCAAUUUGGAUAAUACUCAAUCAUUGGCGAACUCAAAAAUUAAGAAAUAAGAUUCUUAUAAAAUCACUUUGAUCCUAAUCUUUAAAUCAAUAAUACGACAUACUUCUAAAAAUUUAAUUUUCAUUAAUUUUUUGGCUAUGUUGAUUAUAAGUUGGCUAAAUUGAUGUUACCUAAAACAUAUUGUCUGUAACUUUAUAUAUCAAAACAAAAAAAAAAAUAAAUUAUUAAAAAGUUGCCAUAAUGUAAUAACUUAUUUGGCAUACCUAUAUCUCCAUGGUAUUGGAAAGGAGAAAAAUUAUAUAUUUUGACUGAAAUAUGUUUAAAGAUAUCAAUUAAGCAAGAUAAAUUAUAUUUUGAAGGAGGAUGCUUUUAAGAUGGUUUUUUCUAUAAAGAACUAAUGGAUAAUGAAGCUACAAACUUUGAAAACUUAUAAUUGUAAAUAAGACAUAUUGAUGACCCAUAUAUACAUAAAAUUAAAAUUUCAGGGGAACCUUUAUAACCCUUUUAACCAUCACUUUAGUUAUCCUAUGUAUACUAUUCAUUCUUAUUUGGUGUUUCUGGUACAAUAUACAUGAUAUUAAUUUACUUCAUUUUAUCAUUAAGAAAAAGGAGUGAAAUUUAAUAUGUAUGA